GGUCGCGGUGAAGCCAGCAACCUGUUGGCCGUCAUUGCCUCCGUGCCCAUCUCAGUCCUCGGCUCUGUAUCAGAAAUGCUGUUCCUUUGGGAACCACAGCCAAGGAAGAGAUGGAGAGAUUCUGGAAUAAGAACACUGGUUCCAACCGUCCUCUGUCUCCUCAUAUCACUAUCUACAGUUGGUCUCUUCCCAUGGCAAUGUCCAUUUGCCACCGCGGCACUGGUGUUGCCUUGAGUGCAGGGGUCUCUCUUUUUGGUUUGUCGGCCCUGUUGCUCCCUGGGAACUUUGAGUCUCAUUUGGAACUUGUGAAGUCCCUGUGUCUGGGGCCAGCGCUGAUCCACACAGCCAAGUUUGCUCUCGUCUUCCCGCUCAUGUAUCACACCUGGAACGGGAUCCGACACUUGAUGUGGGACCUAGGAAAAGGCCUGAAGAUCCCCCAGCUGCACCAGUCUGGUGUGGCUGUCCUGGCCCUCACUGUGUUGUGCUCCGUGGGGCUGGCAGCCAUGUGAAGGGCUCCAGCCCCAGCUCUAUCCUCC
Messenger RNA from Miniopterus natalensis, 536 nucleotides. It is a transcript of the gene SDHC, whose product is annotated as succinate dehydrogenase complex subunit C. The record is from RefSeq and is a predicted model, not a curated record. NCBI's taxonomy places the organism in Eukaryota, Metazoa, Chordata, Mammalia, Chiroptera, Miniopteridae. Gene Ontology annotation, molecular function: electron transfer activity. Gene Ontology annotation, cellular component: respiratory chain complex II (succinate dehydrogenase); membrane. Gene Ontology annotation, biological process: mitochondrial electron transport, succinate to ubiquinone; tricarboxylic acid cycle.